This is a messenger RNA of Ostreobium quekettii, 1752 nucleotides long. Lineage: Eukaryota; Viridiplantae; Chlorophyta; Ulvophyceae; Bryopsidales; Ostreobiaceae. The record is from the annotation of a GenBank genome assembly.
AUGCGAAGGGAGGGCGGGAUGAAGGCGCGCACUCUGCUGCUGCUCGCCGCGGCCGCGAUUGUGUCCGUUCUCCUGAUUUUCAACACCAGAUUUAUGAGGCUCACUGACCCAGGGACACGUUGUGCGAAUGGUCAGCUCUUCUGCAGGCCAGUGCACCUCCUACCUCAGGAGCCCCUCCACAAAGGGCACCAGGUUGCCAAAGUGGAGCCCAAAACCUGUCAACUACUGAAACUACAGUUUGCGGCGUCCUCUGAGAAGAUCUCAAUAUUGUGCCCCAACGAAGAUAACUUCAGGCCAGCAGCUAGAGUGUUCAAUUCUAGAUUCUCAGACAUCCUCCCGCAUGUGGUGGUUCAGCCCCGCACCGACAAACACAUUGUAGCGGCCCUGAAGAUGGCCAAGAAGGAGGGUUUGAUGGUUACUGUUAGAGAUGGAGGUCACAAUCCUGCAGGGAUCACUGUGCACCCAGGGGCAAUGCUGAUUGACAUGAGCCUAAUGAACCAGAUUAGUGUGGACUACGACCGUAUGACAUUCACAACAGGGGGUGGUACCUUGUGGACUGAAGUGCAGGACAAGAUCAUGCACAAGAAUGUGUCCGUUGUGGGUGGCGGAUGCCCAACGGUUGGUACUGUAGGUCUUGCCCUGGGUGGAGGGCUCUCAUGGCUCUCCAGGUCUAAGGGACUUGUGUCUGACAAUGUGCUGCAAAUGAAGGUGAUCAUGCCCAACGGCAGCAUUGCCAUGGCCAGUGAGUCUACAAACACAGAACUGUUCUGGGGCCUUCGAGGUGCCGGAGGAUCGAAUUUUGGAGUUGUCUCAGAGGCCACCUUCAAGCUGUUCCAUGCGGAAGAGAUGUACUUUGCUGGGAGCCCAUGUUUCCCAAACGUAACUGAUGCAGCCAUGCUUCAACAGCUUUUGGAAUUGUGGUCUGAUGCUGUCGUUGAACUCCAGGAUCCCAGAGUUACUUUAUGGCUAGUCACAUCCAACGGCCAUCGAAAUAAACCUUCAAGCCCAGCCCUCAGGGUGUGCAUCGCACUCUUCUUUGAUGGCCCUGUAAGAGAGGGAGCAGCUGCCAGCCAGCCAAUACUGAGCCGUUUGGGGCAGUUUGCAGAUGAGCACCCAGAUCUGAUGUGUGCUUCCUUUCCUAAGAUCUGUGGGAUGGCCAAAAACCCAUCGACCAGGGGCAACGUACAGUCUGUUGGAGAUUGGUUCAGGGAAGGACAACCAUAUUUGCAGGGCCACACAUUCAUUUCCUGGUCGCGUAGCAUGGGUGCCAACAAAGCCCACAUCUACUGGAAGAGUGGGUUCAUACAAGAGAUAUCACCUGUGAUGGCGAAAACUGCUGCGGACGUCCUGUUUGAUUUUGAUGACAAGAAUGUCCACCCCAACACAACAAAGGGACUGCAUUACCAGUUCCAGAUUGAGCACUUGGGAGGUGCCAUUGCAGAUAAGCCCGCUAAUCACAGCUCUUAUGCUUACCGAUCAGCUCGAAUCCUGUGGGCUAUUCAGGCUUACACUGUCUACCUCCCAACAGCGGAGCAAGAUCGCUUGAUGGAGCGAUGGUCCGCAGAAGCAAUGGCCGAGCUCGAGCCCUUCUUCAGCGGCUCAUACGCAAACUACGCAGAUGAUAAACUGGACGGGUGGGAGCAUAAGUACUACGGUCGGGAGCACUACACAAGGCUGCAGAAGUUGAAAGAGGCCGUCGGCGGCUUUGAAUUGUUCUCCACACGCCAACGUGUGCAGCAGGCGCCGAUUUGA